Molecule: messenger RNA, 3658 nt
Organism: Carcharodon carcharias (great white shark)
Lineage: Eukaryota; Metazoa; Chordata; Chondrichthyes; Lamniformes; Lamnidae
Product: CDGSH iron-sulfur domain-containing protein 3, mitochondrial-like
Exons: 3
Coding region: 156-530 (124 amino acids)
Cellular component (GO): intracellular membrane-bounded organelle
Molecular function (GO): 2 iron, 2 sulfur cluster binding
Source: RefSeq, a predicted model, not a curated record
UGGUGACCCGGGAACCAAAAUAAAAAGGGGGCGGACAUUGCAGCUUCAUCUUCCGGCUGCAGUUUAAUCUUUUAGACCUUCCUGGCCGGCACAGGAUCACAAAUAACAAACCUUUCAAGAAGAAACCGGGCUGAGUGAAUUUGUACAGAGCUGCAAUGAAUGGGCUUCUGGCGCUGGUUGUGGGUCACCGCGUAGCGUCGGUGCAGAUAAGGAGUCAUUGGUACUGCACGUCUGCUGCUUCACCAAAGAGAGCUGUCAUCGCAGCCAAACAUCCCUUUGAAGCAGAACUUCAAGCAGCCAAACUCUACGCUUGGUGUGCCUGUGGGCACAGCAAGAAGCAGCCAUUCUGUGAUGGGACCCACAGGUCCGUCCCUUCAGCUCCCACUCCACUGAGGUUCAAACUGGAGGAGGCGAAGAAGGUGUGGCUGUGUGGCUGCAAACAGACCAAACGCCCUCCGUACUGCGAUGGCACUCACAAAGAGGGCUGGAUCCAACAGGCUGCUCUCCAUGCAAGCCCCCAUUUGGAAUAGAACUGAGACACAAGGUGCUGUACAAGCAACAACACACGCUACAAAAAAAAAAUCUCUGUUCACCUGCUGUAACUUUUUUUUUAAAAGCAGUUAAGGGUUAAGAAUUUCUGUCCUAUGUGGGAUUAUAAAAAUUUGAGUUAAACUGAACAGUAGUUCCUGUUUAAGGAGAAAAAAAUGCAAAUAAAAAGGACUGAAAUGAUUUUCAGUAAAAAUCAACAUAAAGGCAAUCACUCCAUAAACUUUUCAUUGUUAUGCUUUAAUUUUCACUUCUGGUUUAGUUACACACUUGUAAACAUAUUUAAAAAGUAUGGAACUCUGUCUCCUACAUGCUUUAGUUCUGUCUUGUUUUUAAAUUGUCUUGGUCCAAUAGCAAUAAAUCUCACAAAUGUGUAACAGAAUCAAUUGAAAGUGGUUUAGAUUCUUUCAGGAAGGUUGCAGCUUAGGUGGGAUAUUUUGGGAAAAUUUGGGUGAAUUCUAAGCAUGCUGAUCCAAAAUUAAUGUGAAAAAUAAUCCCAAACCUAAGGGAGUUUUGAAAAUAUCAUGGCACUGAAAUUUGCCCAGCAUCUCCCUGCGUCUUUGGCAGAACCCCAGAUAAAUGUCCACUUCUAAUAGUUUGCAUCUCUUUCUGUAACCAUUUACAACGUCUCUCCAGGAUCCCGCUGGUCUCUAACAGUUGUUACAACGAGAGACUGGGAAAACCUCCCAAUCCUAUAGAAUUUCAGGACCUACGUGUAGGAAAGGAUCCAGCUAAUUCAUUUUCCAGAGGUCUGGUGGAAUAUUAUUCCCCCUUUCCCCCAGUGUGCCUACUCCACUUGGACCCCAUCUCCAAAUGUUUGAAUAGGUAGAAAAAAAAUCUAGCUGUGAUUUACGGAUCUCACAGCCACUAGUGCAUACUGGGAAAAUUGCAAAUUCUUUCAGCCCCAAUUUUAACCUGACCUGUCAGGUAGGUUCGGGAUCAGGCAUGCUUUUCACACAGUUUUACGGUCUGUUCAGUGUUGCACAGGCCCCUUAGCUGUCACCACAUUGCGCACCCUUAAACUAGUAAAUUGUAGCUUCCACCUGUCAGGAUUGUCUCCCUGCAAGAUGAUAGAGUGCCUUUUUUAAGACAGCUAUUUAAAAUAUGUGAGUGAUACAAUAACUCAUUAUAUAUUUUUCCAGGGGAUUUCCCUCAACAAGGGGCGUUCACUGCUCCAACUAUUCUGUAACCCAUGCAGGUGGCGGGCGACAAAAGCUAGCACUGUUAACAGCUUAAUCCUUGCAAGGAACAGCUUUAAUAUUUCAGAGAUUUCUGCCUUUUCAAAUCCUACCUAAACCACUGUUUUUAAAAAAACAAAAAUAAUAUUUACUAAACAUUCUGGUGUGUCAUAAAGAGUAGUGAAGGCAUUCAUUAAGUCUUCACAUUAUUUAAGUGCCGUGGUUAAGGUGUUCAUGUUAAGUUCCUGCCUGCAGGAUUCAAUGAUGCAUGGCAUAAAUGUGUACAAAGAAUUUCAGGAAACCUUUAACACAAUGAUUUUCUAGUCAUUCUCCCUUAAACAAUUGAUACCAGGAAGAAAGAACUUGCAUUUAAAUAGCAACUUUCCCAACCUUAGAGCGUCACAAAACACUUUACAGCCAGUGUAAUAUUUUUGAAGUGCAGCUAUUGUUGUAAUGUAGGAAAACAUUGCAAUGGAGAUAACACUGCCAAAGCACUUCAUUGGCAUUAGCACGUUUAGCAUUCUAGUCAAUAACCUUUGAAGUGCAGUACAAAUAUUUGCUAGUUUAAUUAGCUAUUCAGUUGUCUUUGGUGUGGAGAUGACUCACUAUCCAGUAAAAUACCACAAAAAUAAUUUUAAAUUGCACUGAUGCUUCUUGUUGCAUCAUGAUCAAUUGUAAAUUUAUUACCGAGGUUGUUAGGCAUUCUGAUAUCUGCACCUUUAUGCUGCAUGGAAUUGGCACUUUAAUUGCUCUAUAGUGAGUGCCAGAUUCAUUUCCAAGUAAAGUGGAGCUGUCUGUGUGCAUUCUCUAAUGUUUGUGUGAAGUUCAGCUCACCAGUGUAACACACACAAUGAACCUUAUCAUUGGACAGUGACCAUAACGCAUGGGAUCGGUUAGGGAAGCAGCUGGAGGCUAUGAAGGGGGUGACUGUGGGUCCUUGAAGGCUCAAUGAGAUGGGCUGAAUGGCCUUUCUCCACCCAGUCUUUCUUGUAAACAGCUGACUUAAGAUAAAUCAGCUGUUAAGAGAAGCUGUUUAAAUAAGAUUGAAAAAAAAUCUGCCCUUGCAACUUAUGCUGUGGAGAUUGAGUCUCCGCUCAGUGAGUCGCAUGCUUACCUCUGAGUCAGAAGGUUGUGGAUUCAAGCUCCAAUCCUGAGACCUGAACACAAAACUCAAGCUGAUACUCCCAGUGUAGUACUGGGAGAGGGCUAUACUACCUGAGGGGCUGUCUUUCGGAGGAGACAUUAAACCAACGCCUGUUCAGUCUUUUCAGGUAGCUGCAAAAGAUCCCAUGGAGCUAUUUUGAAGAAAGUCAAGGAAUUCUCCUCGGUGUUCCGGUCAAUAAUUAAUGCCUCAACCCACAUCACUAAAAUAGAUUAUUUGAUCGUUAAUGUAUUGUACGUUUCGAAAACUUGCUGUGCAAUUGAGCUAAAUUGUGCAAUUUAGCUGCCCUGCUUUCUGCAUUACAACAGUGACUACACUCCAAAAUAUUUUGUCAUAAAGAGCAUAGGAGUAUCAUGGGAGUCUGGAAGGUGCUAUAUGGAUGCAAGUCUUUCUUUUUUAUCUUUUCCACUUGUCUUCUCAGUGAGUGAUGUUUAGCUGUAGGGAGACCUAAGAUACGGUUUCAGCAGGGGCGUCAUUCAUAGAACUGUGGCAGAUUUUUCCCUCCUUACACUGGGGCUCUGAGGCCAUUGGGUGCCUGUCAUUUACAUUUCCUGGAAGCUCUUAAACCAGACGCUGCUGAUAUGACAGAGCAUUCUGUUUUUCUUUCAUACAAUUUAAUUUAUUUCUCUCAAAGAGUUUUUGUAAUGUGAAAAACAUUUAUCUGAUGUGAAAGGAGUUUGUCCAGCCUGAGCGAAGAUCCAUAAAUCUCAUGAUAAUUUUGUUGAUGUUAAGAAUGUAUUUACUUGACAAUAAUUAAAGAUUUAAUACAAUA